Messenger RNA from Prunus avium (sweet cherry), 3213 nucleotides. NCBI's taxonomy places the organism in Eukaryota, Viridiplantae, Streptophyta, Magnoliopsida, Rosales, Rosaceae. The record is from RefSeq and is a predicted model, not a curated record.
UCUAUUAAACCUAUACUCUUCCCCAUUUGACGCCCAUCUUGGUAUUUUCUGGCGUCUCCAAAUCCACCUGCUCGUGAGUCGCGACUCGUGAGCCCCUCUCUCUCUCUGGUAAAGCUCCGCCACCAUCUCCGAGCUUUUCCGUAAACCCUAAUUUUUCAAAUCCCCAAACACCUCCAACUCCUUUCCUCAGCUGUAACCCGGCCUUUCAAUUCACCGUUCCCUACCUCGCUUCACUGUCUUGCACAACCGAAAUGGCAUCCAUCGUUUGCUAGGGCUCUCUAGAUCAACUUUAUCAGUCUCCGAGAGCACACUGCACCACAUCUUCACCAACCUAAUCAAAUUAGUAGUCAUGGCUAUCCGCGUCACGCUAAGCUUCUCCGGCUAUGUCGCGCAAAAUUUAUCAUCCUCGGCAAAUCUCCGGGUCGGAAAUUGCCGAGGAUUUCACGAAUGCUGGGUCAGAUCUCGGGUAUUCGGAUCAAACCAAAAGCCCGAACUCGACCCCUCCGUCCCCGUCCGCAAGUACCACCAGACCCAAUUCUCCCGUUCGAAGCCGAGUUCGCUGGCCGCUAAGACUUUACCGUCCUUGUACACAGCCCUCGCCGAAGAGAUUCUCGGCGAGAGUUCCAAGAGCCCGAUCGUCUUGGGCUUGAUCUCGCUUCUGAAGUCAACGGCUUUCGUUGCGGGUGUCUCUUCGGGUCAGGCUGCUAUGGGUAUUUCGCCGUUCAAACCCGGUUCGAUCAUGCCUUUUUUACAGGUCUCCAAGUGGCUUCCCUGCAACGAGUCUGUUCCGGUGUCUAUAUUGAAGGAAGUGGACAAAGGCGGAACCUUGUGUGUGGAGGAGGUCGCUGAGGUCCCGCGGUUGACUAAAAAAGAAUUGGGGAGGAGCGGUUUCUUAUCGCGCUUGUUGAAUUCUUGCUCGGAGGACGCUAAGGCUGUGUUCACUGCUGUCACUGUUAGUGUCCUGUUUAAGUCCUUCUUGGCCGAGCCCAGAUCGAUUCCCUCCACUUCUAUGUGCCCUACUCUGGAUGUCGGUGAUCGCGUUUUAGCUGAGAAGGUUUCAUAUUUCUUUAAGAAGCCUGAGGUUUCAGAUAUAGUAAUUUUCAAGGCACCUCCAAUCUUACAGGAAAUUGGUUAUAGCUCAGGCGAUGUAUUCAUUAAAAGAAUUGUGGCUAAGGCUGGAGAUUGUGUUGAGGUUCGCAAUGGAAAAUUGCUGGUAAAUGGUCUUGUUCAAGAUGAACAUUACAUAUUAGAGCCGCUUGCUUAUGAAAUGGAUCCAGUGUUCAUUCCAGAAGGCUAUGUCUUUGUCAUGGGAGAUAAUCGGAACAAUAGUUUUGACUCUCAUAACUGGGGUCCACUUCCUGUCAAAAACAUUCUUGGCAGAUCAGUAUUUCGCUAUUGGCCUCCCUCCAAAGUAUCCGACACCACGUAUGAACCACAAGUAGCAGACAAUGCUGUUGCAAUUUCUUGUUCAGCUGCUGCCAUACAUGAGGUUUUAGCACCUGUGAGGGACCAAAUAUCUGAAGGGAAAGAUAUGGCACCGCUCGUGCUGAGUGAAGGUAUGAUUCUGAUUGCCUUUGAAGCUGGUGGAGAUGAUUCUUAUGAUGGGCUUGCUUCCAAGCAUCUUUGUAAUGACGUCUUUGGAGUCGGAGUUUUGCUGUUCCAACUUGCAUUUUAUCAAGACGCAUUCUUUCUAUGUGUAAAUCGUUUUUGCUGCGUUCUCUUAAUGAGAAAGAAAGAUAAAACACCGAUCGAUUAUCAACUCUUGCUCUUUGGACUGUUUUUAGUCGGUGGUUCAGAAGAGAGAGUGGGAUGCGAUCCCUUUCGCUUAGUCAGUGGUUCAAGAAACAUACAAUUACAAUUUACAAAGAUGAGGAGGACCGGCGCUCUCCCCUUCUCCCUCAUCCUCUUCCUUAUAUUCCCACUUCAAUCAAUUCUUGCUUUUAAUUCUUCCACCACCCAAAUCUUGCAGGAUGUGUUAAAGAAAAUAUCGGCCAAGCACAAGUGGUAUUUGCAGGACAUCAGGGUUUCGAGGUUGGAUGCCAGCAGGGUUCGCUUCGGGAGCGCCCAGCGAUAUGAGUUCCGGGUCGGAUUCGGGAAGAUCCCCGUAGGGGUCCUGUUCUCCGACGACGUCUCUUCCUGGAAAAAGUUCAGGCAACCCAGAACCCAUUUUGGCUCUCUCGUUAAGGAGCUCAGCUCCAUGGCUGUAGUUGACACCUUCAAAGUGGAGGGUCCCUUUGAGUUACGGGUCGGCGGCACCCAUCACCUCUCCCUUUCAUUGCCGAUGAACACUACAUAUAGUGGGUUUAAAAGGGUUCUUGUUGGUAAAGGCAUCACUGUUGAAGUAAGUGGAGCUACAGAAGUCUCUGUGUUUCAUGCAUCUGAUCUUGGUUUAUCAUCAAAGGGAAGUGGUGCUAUUGGCAAGGAGAAAAGUGAGUUUUGGCCUAUUUGGCAUUCAUACUGCACACCAUUAUUUCCUAUUCGUGUUUUAGGGCCUGCAACGUUGGUUGCAUACAAGACUCGAAAUCCUGAUGCCCACAUUGAGACCAAAUUUAUGUCCAAGGAGAUAAUUGAGUUCUUGCCAGAGAAGUGCUACAGAAGCCAUGCUUACAAGAAACGGGCUUGCCCCAUUGAUUCUUUACGUUUGAGGAUAUCUAUGCUGGAAAGAAUUUGGAAAAGCUUUCUUGGUGAUAGAAUUCGCCAAAGCGGUUUGUCGGGAUUUGUUGAAGGGAAAAUCAAAGCUUCGACUGUUGUCCGUUUCAAGCUUGAGAUCGAAAAGGAAUUUCGGAGGAAUGGUGCACUCCAGGGCAAGGCAGGAUGGAGAACUAGGCCGGCUGUUGAACGGGUUUGGUAUGAAGUUUUGGCAAGAGUGGAAUUUGGGAGGGUGAAGCCUCUCUUGGUUAAAAAGAUUAGGCCCUUCAUUGUGGCAGAUUCAGUUGCGUGGAGUAGUUUGAUGUCCAAUAUUUCCUUCACCAAGUCCUCAUCUGUCCUUGUACCUUCUGAGGCGCUAACGUUGGAUGUGAAGUGGUAGAGUAAACAUAUUGUAACAUAGCACUCUUGUUUGAGAAUGUUUUACAGAUUAAGGUGGCAAGGGGUCGUCUGUGUCCUUGCCCUUUCUCUGGAUGAUGGAUGAAACAGUACAUGUCAAUUGGUAAAUAACACUCCUAAUUGGUCUUGUAAAUAAAUUGUUCAUUGAAAAGAAACAAACGUUAUACA